CAUGUCCAUGCUCUGACAGCUGUGUGUCUGUGACCGCUGGGAUAGAAAUGUGUCAUUCGUAAAUUUUAAACGUCUGUGUCAAUGUAGCAAAACAUCAAAACAGAGGGUUUGAGGAUAUUUUCAUCAGUACCAUGGCUCGGGUUGUGAAAGUGUUUCGGACUCUGCGGAAUCACUGGAAGAAGUCCACAUUUGCUGUGUGUGUCCUGUCUUACGGAGGCCACUGGCUGUAUGGGAAACACUGUGAUAACGUCCUGCGGAGAGAGGCUUGUCUAGUGGCCAGGGAAUUUGGGCGUCAACAGAUAGCACCACAGGAGCGGCUGAGGAAAGCAACAGUGAUCUUGAAUCCUGCAGCUUGCAGUGGGAAAGCCAACAACCUGUUUGAAAAGAAUGCUGCUCCUAUUUUACACCUGGCUGGUGUGGAGAUUACCAUAGUAAAGACAGAUUAUGAAGGUCAGGCAAAAAAGCUGAUGGAGCUCAUGGAGCAGACAGACAUACUGAUUGUGGCCGGAGGGGACGGCACCUUGCAGGAAGUCAUCACAGGUUUACUGCGAAGGCCAGAUCAAGAUACACUCUGUAACACACCGAUCGGAUUCAUUCCACUGGGCUCUCGCAAUUCCUUGAGUCCAAGUCUUCACCUCCUCAGUGACAACAAGGUCAAAGACAUUACAUCAGCAACAGUGUCCAUUCUGAAGGGAGAAACUGUACCUCUGGAUGUGCUGCAAAUCAAAGGGGAGAAAGAGCAGCCAGUCUUCGCUCUGAUGGGACUACGCUGGGGUGCUUUUAGAGAUGUGGCUGCAACAAUCAGCAAAUACUGGUACCUUGGACCACUGAAGACACAUGCAGCACAUUGGUUUAGCACUCUAAGGGAGUGGCCCCUAGUACGUGAUGUCUCAAUAUCUUACCUGGCUCCGAACCUCCGGCCCCCUGAUCUGCCCCCUCAGAAGCCCCCCAGACCCAACCUGCUGUACCGGAUCAUCCGCAGGCUGAAAAACCACUGGUACCCUCCUGUCGAAGAGCCUCCAAAAGCGGAAGAGCCAGAGCAGUGGAAGGAGGAGAAGCUGUCAACAUUUGAGCUGUUCAUUCAAACGCACAAUCAGAACCCAGUGAAUACGCGCAUAAAUGACUCCCUGAUGAUCUGUGCAGAGCCAGACAACUUCACAGUGGGCGAGUACAUCACUGUUGGAAAUAAAAAAGAAGAGGAUCCAACUAUAUUCACUAAAAACUCCACAAAACUGGAAGCCGGCGCUUGCCGACUGCAGCUGCCAGAGGGUGCCGCUGGCUUCUACAACAUCGACAACGAGGAGUAUGAAGCCAUGCCUGUGGAGGUAAGGCUGUUGCCACGGAAACUACGCUUCUUCAUCAGUGCAGAGCGCAGAGAGCAGCUCCUCUCACAGAUGCAGUGAUGGAAAAAAAAAACACUGAACCAGAAAACUGAUUACAAGAGAAAGACAAAAGCAGAGACCAGAUGCCAUGAAACUCUGAGGUCAUUUUAAAAGGAAGUCUGCUGUGUCAGCAGUUUUAAAUGCUGACCAAGUACGGACCGUUUAACUACAUGUAAACAUUAAAAGAAUAUUCAGUUGAACAAUUAUGAGGAAGAUUACAUUACAUGCUGUUAUAUAUGAAAGGACCAAGGCUUUGUUUCUUUAAGCCAGUAGCCCAUGUACAGGC
This is a messenger RNA of Plectropomus leopardus (leopard coralgrouper), 1668 nucleotides long. RefSeq names its product acylglycerol kinase (gene agk). Gene Ontology annotation, cellular component: mitochondrion; cytoplasm; membrane. Gene Ontology annotation, molecular function: acylglycerol kinase activity; ATP-dependent diacylglycerol kinase activity; ceramide kinase activity. NCBI's taxonomy places the organism in Eukaryota, Metazoa, Chordata, Actinopteri, Perciformes, Serranidae. Gene Ontology annotation, biological process: ceramide biosynthetic process; sphingosine biosynthetic process; phosphorylation. The record is from RefSeq and is a predicted model, not a curated record.